CCGCUAGCCUGCUGCUGGAGAUUGCAGCCCCAUGGGGUCCUAACGAGACGCGCCCAUACUUGCAAAUGCGUCUUUUUGGUCCCAACACAAGUUUUCCGGGACCCGUGGCGCGAGCAUACCAUCUGUGCUCCUGAGAUCAGCUUCCCCUGCGUCGGUAAUGGGAAUCCGAGUGCUUGGUCACGAGAACUCAACCGAACAACCAUAACCCAGCGACUGUUUUUUUUCAAAAUCCUCUAGCCUCUUUGUCUACGCAGGUCGACCUCAAUGAUCGACCUUGCGUAAAUGUCUUGUCCGCCACCUGUCGGUAACGUCCCCGAUCGAUAUCACAAUCGCCCCACCUACCACCUACCCCAGAUUCACCUACUACCUUCAUCCUCCAUCGGCAUCAUCCCCGACCGAAACGAGCUGGCGAAACUAUGUUUCCCCCGCAAACCCCAACUUUCCCUAGAAUCAAGGGUCUCCACUUCUUCUUGUGUCUGGCCGCGUGGUCAGUACCCUGUCGACCAAACGUACGAUACUUGCUUUUUCCACCUAUCGUCUUAAUUCUACCAAGGCAGAAUCUUUCAGCUCGAAAAACAGACGUGUUCCAGCUUGACUUCACCCCAUAGCCUGCCACGCUUUAUAGUACCAAGCCAAGCUUCUUGAGUCUAGCCGGCAUCCCUCCCAACACAUGGCGAAGCGUCUUCGGUUCUCAGUAUAUAUUGAGCUGGAUUCCCGUCGACGAAGACAGUUCCAACUUCUAACCAUCCCGCCAUCAACUCGAACGUCAAUCUGAUUUAUUCCAAGAACACUCGAGAUUAUCUGUGGCCGUAACGGGUCCAACACAAUGGGUCUUCCUUCUUUUCUCCAAUCUGGGUCAGCCAGGGACGUGUACUCGCCCGAAUUGCUUGCUGUGUUGCCAAGCAACGCGAAGCCCUGGUAUCGGACGAAGCAUCUGCUGCUGCUCAAUUUCUUUCUCGCGAUUCCCUUGCUAUCCGCUUCUGCUGUUGGCUUCGAUGGUGCCAUGAUGAACGGCCUGCAGACGUUGCCUCAAUGGCGUAAUGCCUUCGGCAAACCCACGGGCGCUCUUCUAGGCUUUAUGAAUGCAGUUUAUCCAAUCGCCAAGAUCACCGGAUUGUUCCCCGCCACCUGGAUAGGAGACAGAUAUGGAAGGAAGAAGGUAUUGUAUAUUGGUUUUGCCCUUCUUCCUAUCGGGGCUGCGCUGCAAGGCGCGUCGCAAAAUACCCCUAUGUUCAUCGUCGCCCGAUUCAUGAUAGGCUUUGCGACGUCGUUUCUCGCCCAGCCUUCGCCUAUUCUUGUGACAGAGCUGGCAUAUCCGACGCACAGGGCUAGGGCGACUGCUCUAUACAACACAUGCUUUUACCUCGGGGCCGUCCUCGCCGCUUGGUCAACAUUCGGAACUUUCAGGCUACAAUCGUCGUGGUCCUGGAGAAUUCCAUCCCUACUUCAACAAUCCAUACCUGCCUUUCAAACUGCUUUCGUCUUCUGGGUCCCAGAGUCUCCUCGGUGGCUCAUGGCCAAUAAGAAGGAAGAAGAAGCUCGGCGUAUCUUGACGAAAUACCACGCUGGUGGCGAUGAGAAUUCGCCCUUGGUAGAGUUUGAGCUGAAUGAAAUUUCCCAGGCUUUAGAAAUGGAAAAGGCGAGCGAGCACUCGCCCAGCUACAUCGAGCUGGUCCGCACUGGUCCUAACCGCCACCGCACUGCGCUCGCUUUUCUCAUCGCGUUUUUUACCCAGUGGAAUGGCUGCAGCGUCUUGUCUUAUUACUUGACACUCGUUCUCAACACCAUUGGAAUUACUGAGCCUGCUCAACAGACGCUCAUCAAUGGUAUGCUGCAAAUAUUCAACUGGAUAGUUGCUGUCUGCGGCGGUGCCCUCCUGGUAGACCGCGUCGGUCGCCGUUCGCUGUUCCUUAUUGGCACUUCUGGCAUGCUUCUUUCAUACAUUGCUUGGACUGCGUUAAACGCCGAGUUCGCAAAGACCCACGAUCAACGUCUGGGAACUGCUGUCUUGGUUUUCAUCUUCAUCUACUAUUUCUUCUACGACAUUUCCUGGACUCCUCUGCCAAUCGCUUACACCGCCGAGAUCUUUCCUUAUACCUUGAGAGGUCGAGGAAUGACGACCAAUUUUGUCGGAACAUAUCUCGGUCUCAUCAGCGGACAGUUCCUCAAUCCAAUCGCAAUGCAAGACAUAAAGUGGCGAUAUUACAUCGUUUUCUGCGCCAUAUUGUUUCUCAUGGUUACCGCAAUUUACCUCUGGGUUCCGGAAACAAAGGGUCGCACUCUGGAAGAGAUCGCAGAGAUCUUCGAUGGCCCUCGAAGUCAUUUGACUGCAGGCACCGCUGAUGAGAACAGUACAAGAGUCUUCGCAAAGUUGUCUGAAGUGGAACUUAGGGAGGAUAUAGCAACUCGAGGUUAAGGAUAAAAGGUGUCACGGGUUAGUCCCGCUUCUUACUAUGGCGCUGCCAUAGUUCUUUCACGGCACUUCCGUUCUGCCACUGCCUUGGCCGCUCCUUCUAUCGCUGCUCCGCGGUUGUUCCAACUCCUUCUCUUCUGCAAGCUUUUUGUACACAGUUUGUUGCCUCGCUAGAUUGAAUUCAAGUCUUGCUUCAGC
Penicillium brasilianum is the source of this 2611-nucleotide messenger RNA. The record is from the annotation of a GenBank genome assembly. Lineage: Eukaryota; Fungi; Ascomycota; Eurotiomycetes; Eurotiales; Aspergillaceae.